UGUGGUCAUACACAGAGUUCCUAAAAUAAAAUGCUCCAGGAUAUCCCAGGAACUCUUAGAAGGCUUUAAAAACGGACUUUCUCACUGACAGCAUAUCUUUGAUAAAGACACUUCAGGCGAGCAGAAUGACUAUUGCGAAAAGAAUUACGUGAUGUUGCAAUCUUGAAGUGGGUCCGGAGAAUCCUUGCCACCUAACUUGUCAUGGUCAGGGGGAGUCUGAUGAGAAUCCAGUUGUGAUAAAGACAAUUGUUUUUUUUCCUCCCCAAGUGACUAUACAUUUAAAUAGCUAAAACAUCUGUUCAGCAACAUAGUAAAACAUCUACACCCGGAACGCCUGAGAGAGGAGCUUGCCAAACCAUCGGUUGAGAGGGACUUUGCUGGGGGGAGCACAACAAGAUAAAGCAACCGCUGUUUAUUUUGUCUGGUCAGGGGGAGAGCCGAGGCAACCAAUAUUUUGGGUUUCUUUUACUUCAUUUGUGUGGAGAACUAUUUGAGAAGGGCUGGUGAGGGGCUCUUUCCUGAUAGGACCUUUUUCAGCUGUCCAUUAGCAGAAGAGCAAGAGAACUUUGGAUGUCAACACCUACCAGAUUCUUGAAACCGGCCAACAGACCACAAACAGCGACUCUCUUCUUGUCUGGCCUUCACAUCCUUCCCAAUGGAAGCAGAAACGGGGAGCAGCAGGGAGACUGGGAAAUCGGCCAGCAAAGGCACUCGGAUCGCCCUGGUGGUGUUCAUCGGUAGCACCCUGGUGCUGGGCACCAUCCUCUUUCUAGUGAGUCAAGGUUUCUUAAGUCUCCAAGCUAAACAGGAGUACUGCCUGAAGCCAGAAUGCAUCGAAGCUGCUGCUGCCAUCUUGAGUAAAGUAAAUCCGUCUGUGGACCCUUGUGAUAAUUUCUUCCGGUUUGCUUGUGAUGGCUGGAUAAACAGCAAUCCGAUUCCCGAAGAUAUGCCAAGCUAUGGGGUUUAUCCUUGGCUGAGACAUAAUGUGGACCUCAAGUUGAAGGCACUUUUGGAGAAAUCAAUCAGUAGAAGGCGGGACACUGAAGCCAUACAGAAAGCCAAAAUCCUUUAUUCAUCUUGCAUGAAUGAGAAAGCGAUCGAAAAGGCAGAUGCCAAGCCAUUGCUACACAUCCUGCGGCACUCACCUUUUCGCUGGCCUGUGCUCGAGUCUAAUAUCGGUCCUGAAGGGGUUUGGUCAGAGAGAAAGUUCAGCCUUCUUCAGACACUUGCAACGUUUCGUGGUCAAUACAGCAAUUCUGUAUUUAUCCGUUUGUAUGUGUCCCCUGAUGACAAGGCAUCCAAUGAACACAUCUUGAAGCUGGACCAAGCAACGCUCUCCCUAGCUGUGAGGGAAGACUACCUUGACAAUAGCACAGAAGCCAAAUCUUAUCGGGAGGCCCUUUACAAGUUCAUGGUGGAUACUGCCGUACUUUUGGGUGCUAAUAGCUCCCGAGCAGAGCAUGACAUGAAGUCAGUGCUUAGACUGGAAAUUAAGAUAGCUGAGAUAAUGAUUCCACAUGAAAACCGAACCAGCGAGGCCAUGUACAACAAAAUGAACAUUUCCCAACUGAGUGCUAUGAUUCCCCAGUUUGACUGGCUGGGUUAUAUCAAGAAGGUCAUCGAUACCAGACUCUACCCUGACCUGAAGGACAUCGGCCCUUCAGAGAACGUGGUGGUUCGUGUCCCGCAGUACUUUAAGGAUCUGUUUAGGAUAUUAGGCUCUGAGAGGAAGAAGACCAUUGCCAACUAUUUGGUGUGGAGGAUGGUUUAUUCCAGAAUUCCAAACCUUAGCAGGCGCUUUCAGUAUAGGUGGCUGGAAUUCUCAAGGGUAAUCCAGGGGACGACAACUUUGUUGCCUCAAUGGGACAAAUGUGUAAACUUUAUCGAAAGUGCCCUCCCUUAUGUUGUUGGAAAAAUGUUUGUGGAUGUGCACUUCCAGGAAGAUAAGAAGGAGAUGAUGGAAGAAAUGAUUGAGGGUGUUCGCUGGGCCUUUAUUGACAUGCUGGAGAAGGAAAAUGAGUGGAUGGAUGCAGGAACCAAAAAGAAAGCCAAAGAAAAGGCAAGAGCUGUUUUGUCCAAAGUUGGCUAUCCUGAGUUUAUAAUGAAUGAUACUUAUGUUAAUGAAGACCUCAAAGCAAUCAAGUUUUCAGAAUCUGACUACUUUGGCAACGUCCUGCAAACUCGCAAGUAUUUAGCACAGUCUGAUUUCUUCUGGCUGAGAAAAGCUGUUCCAAAAACAGAGUGGUUUACAAAUCCAACGACUGUCAAUGCUUUCUAUAGUGCAUCUACCAACCAAAUCCGAUUUCCAGCAGGAGAGCUCCAGAAGCCUUUCUUCUGGGGAACAGAAUAUCCGAGGUCUUUGAGUUAUGGUGCUAUAGGAGUAAUUGUUGGACACGAAUUUACACAUGGAUUUGAUAAUAAUGGUAGAAAAUAUGAUAAAAAUGGAAACCUGGAUCCUUGGUGGUCUCUGGACUCCGAAGAAAAGUUUAAGGAAAAAACAAAGUGCAUGGUUAACCAGUAUAGCAACUAUUACUGGAAGAAAGCUGGCCUAAAUGUAAAAGGGAAGAGGACCCUGGGAGAAAAUAUUGCCGAUAAUGGAGGUCUGCGGGAAGCUUUUAGGGCUUAUAGGAAAUGGAUAAAUGACAAGAGGCAGGGAGUUGAGGAGCCUCUGCUACCAGGUAUCACAUUCACCAAUAACCAGCUCUUCUUCCUGAGUUAUGCUCAUGUCAGGUGCAAUUCCUACAGACCGGAAGCUGCCCGAGAACAAGUCCAAAUUGGUGCUCACAGCCCUCCUGAGUUUAGGGUCAAUGGUGCAAUUAGCAACUUUGAAGAAUUCCAGAAAGCUUUUAACUGUCCAUCCAAUUCCACGAUGAACAGAGGCACGGACUCCUGCCGACUCUGGUAGCUGGACUGCUGGUGUAUGCCAUCCUGAAAGAGUUGUACAGCACCAGUAGAGGCUGCACUGAGCAUGCACCGCCUACUGCGUUAGGCCUAUAUUCCCCUGAGGACCUUUAUUUUUAAUGCAUCUUCAUUAUUUGGGUAUUGCUUGGAUCUAAACAGUAUCUUUUCAAAGUUGUAAGGCUUAAAAAACUGGAAUACAAGAAGUGAACCAAGCAUGUUUCUUUAAAAAUACCAAACCAACAAAAAUCUCUAGGAUACUUACUUUUGUUAAAACGCUAUCUGCUGAACUAUUGCAAUUGUCCAUUUUAAUGUGUCAGCCACAGCUAAGUGGUAUAUAACAUUUUAAUCUCCAGCUUUGCAGGGGCCUAAAUAGAAUGUAUCCAGAAAAAAAUUCUGUCUUUUAAACUUUUAACCCUAAAUGAAGAGGACAUGUUCCUGGAUAUCUGGGAGGUUUUCCUGCUCUGUGAAAUGCGUUACUAGAUUUUAUGUAUUGUCAUUACCCAGCAUUUAUUAAAUCUUAGGUAGUUAUAUUAGAAAUAUGUUACAUCUUCAUUUUGUAAUUGUUGAUGACAUUCUACACUUUAGCUUUGGAAUAUAUUGGGAUGAAAAUGGCCUCACAGCUUGUAUCUGAUGUAGCCGAUUGCCCUGUUCAAGUCAGCAUGAACAGGCUGGGAGAAAGGCUACUUGGUAAAGGACUUGAGUUAUCAAAUAGGAAAAAAGGAUACAUUUUUAAGUCCCAGAAGAAGUCAAAACUCUUACUCAUGUAACAGCAGGGACACUAGGAGAUGAAAUCUCCAAAAUUUGAUGUAGUCUGCUCAAACCUCAGUGAUUAUGUCUGUCUGCCAGACACUUUUCUUUAGUCCAAUUGCUGUUUGUCUUCUUAUCCUCCUAUAUGUGCAUUCUCCUGUUUCUAAAACUAGUAGUCACCGAAUAAAUGCUGUUUGAAUUUCCCAUUAGGAACAGAUAGCUUUCAUCCCAUUUUAGUACAAAGGGCCAAACACUACAUUGAGAAGGGCACAAAGUACCCUUCUGUUUGGGCUCAAUUAAUGUUAGCUCUUACUUAAAAAGCCUUUUUGAAAAAUUUCUUGAUUGAAGUCAUUUUCUAAUCUAUUGAUUAAAUGUAAAAGUCUUUGCAUAGUUCAAAUAAACAUAAUUUUUAUGCUUCAAGUCUUCUUCUAAAGAGUCUGUAAGGAAGAGCCGUACUGUUUUGAGCUUCAGAGCUUUAUCCUUUCAAGUGAACUCAUAUAUCUUUUAUCAGUGUGUGUAUGUGUGUGUGUGCGUGUGUGUGUGUGUGUGUACAUGUGUGUGUGCAUGCACACACGCACAGGAUAAAAUUGUAAUGGCCUUUAAAUGGUUACUUGGCAUUUAUGGUUUCUUAAAAUAGCCAUCCCUCCAUUGACAUUAUUCACUGUACAUGUGAUUCUGGAUUAAGUGGGCCAAUGAGAAAAUCUCUAAAGCAAAAUGACAAAUUCAGACCAACUAUAGGAGGCCAUUUUGCAUCCCUGUGAUUUGUCAUCCUUUUAAAAUAUAUAUAUGUGUGUGUGUGGCAUGUCCUUUUGUAACCAUGGGAACUUCAAAGGGAGAAAAAUACAGCGGCACCAUCAUGAGGAAAAGAAUUAUAUUGUGUUAGUCAGAGGAGAGUGAUUUUCCCCUUGACUUCUUCCUCUCUGAAUGGAUAAACUUCUGAAGGGCAGCUACCUUUCCUCCUCUUAACUAUGGCUUACUAUGCCAUUAGUUUGUAAUUUUAAAAACAAGCACUCGUAGGUUAGGGGUGAUGGAAACAUAUGUCCCUUUUCUCUGGAGGAGUCAUUCUGCUGUGUUUUAGACAUAACAAGAUACUCCUUGUUUUAUUCCUGUUCUUGGACAUUUAAAAUCAGCUGAGGUUUGUUAUGCUUUUAGGAAAAGCAUUUUCCUUCUACAUUUGUCUUUUUAAACUCCAAAUAAACACAUUACUGCAAAUCAGAGAACGUGUUUGAUAAAAGCAUAGAAUUAUGACUUUGAAAAUGGGAAUUGUUCAGUCACUUAUUGGUUUAGAAAAACUGAUUGGUGAUCACUUGGGAGCCUCACAGUUUCUAAAUGAUGAGCCUGCCUUGUUCUCGUUAACUCUAUUUGAAAUAACUCAAUUACACUGAAAUUUUAGAAAGGAUGGCCAUUAUUAAAAUAAAAUGAAACCAAAGCAUUAGUACCAAAUCAUCACUACUAGCUAGAACAAUGUACUAGUUGGAUUGUAUUUCCAAAUACAUGCCCGUGUUUAAGUUUUCAGAUUACACUCUUGUUGUCCCUUCUCUUCAAUACAGAUUGCUAAAAGAAGCAGACAGUGGUUAAGGGGUGGAUGGUAAAAUGCAAUUGGAAGGGAAGGAAACAAGUAGAGAGAAGCUGGCCUAAGAAUGUGAUUCUGAGGAGAAGGCAGUAUUUUGGCAAUCUUCUCUAAGCACAUCCACUGAAGGAGAGCCAUAAAGUUUUACAAAAAUAAUUAUGGUAAAUUAAAAGGAAAUUAGAUAUUGGAUCUCAGACUAGGACUGCCAUAGCACACUUCUCUGAUUCAUAUACCAGAUGUUCUGCCAGUGAACUAUUUCUGGGCAUUGGAAGGAGUUAUAGUUUUUUUUUAUUUGUUUGUUUGUUUUUUGUUUUGUGUGUGUGUGAAAAUCUGGAUUAGUCAAGGAUUUCAUGUAUAUAAAAUGGUAUUGUUUGGGCUUAUCACCAUUGCCCAAAGUUUCUUGAGCUUUUCACCAACCACACAGCAUUGGCCUCCUAUUUCCAUUUUUUCCUUUUAUGAGAUGGAUUUGGACAUGAUUAAUGCAAGCUCAGGAUUCAUAAGUUAUCCUGAAGUUUAUUCAGUGCCUUUCCUCAAUGGAGCUUAAAGCAUAGCACAUAAAUUUUUAUCUGAUUUAGCCCUGGAGCAUUGCUAAGAAGCAAGUAGGAGCUAUGGCUUGCCAUACAGGUUGUGCUCGUGCCAGAGAAGUGGAAAGGUUUGAAAUCACUUGUCAAGUAUUCCAGAGUCAGAAAAGGCAGAGCUUCCGUGUUUUGGCUGCUGACCUUGGCAUUAGCCUUCAUCCCUUCGAUUACCCAUCUCUAAAUACAUUUAUUUUAUCAAUAUUUCUAUAAUCUCAGCAUUUGAUAGGCUUGAUAUUUUUAGCACAAUGUCUCAGUCCUAUAUUAAAUUAUAGAAGGAUAUAUGAUUAUCUCAUGCAGUAACAUUCUCAUCGCCAGUGACAGGGCCCUACUGGUUUAAAGAAAGAUGUUCUUGGAUUAUGCAUUUUAUAUCUAAAUGGUCAUUGUAUUUUCUUCCCCUGCUUGUGAAACAAUGUGAACAAUCAUUUUAAG
Molecule: messenger RNA, 6225 nt
Organism: Myotis myotis
Lineage: Eukaryota; Metazoa; Chordata; Mammalia; Chiroptera; Vespertilionidae
Gene: PHEX
Product: phosphate regulating endopeptidase homolog X-linked
Exons: 22
Coding region: 656-2905 (749 amino acids)
Biological process (GO): protein processing
Cellular component (GO): plasma membrane
Molecular function (GO): metalloendopeptidase activity
Source: RefSeq, a predicted model, not a curated record